Messenger RNA from Fomitiporia mediterranea MF3/22, 935 nucleotides. RefSeq names its product vesicular-fusion protein SEC17. The transcript has 4 exons. NCBI's taxonomy places the organism in Eukaryota, Fungi, Basidiomycota, Agaricomycetes, Hymenochaetales, Hymenochaetaceae. Gene Ontology annotation, molecular function: syntaxin binding; soluble NSF attachment protein activity. The coding region runs from base 1 to 873 and encodes 290 amino acids. The record is from RefSeq and is a predicted model, not a curated record. Gene Ontology annotation, biological process: SNARE complex disassembly; intracellular protein transport. Gene Ontology annotation, cellular component: vacuolar membrane; SNARE complex.
AUGGCACCGCAAAAGUCAGAGGCACAGAAUCUGCUUCAGAAGGCGGAGAAGAAAUUCAACUCUUCUGCUGGCUGGUUUAGCUCAGCGAGCACCAAGUACGAGGAGGCUGGCGAUUACUUCCAGCAGGCGGCCAACGCAUUUAAGCUUGAGAGAUCCUUCGUCGAUGCUGGUGAUGCUUUCGCUAAGGAAGCUGAGUGCAGGGAAAAGUCCGGGGAGAAUAAUGACGCAGCAAAUGCCUGGUGGAAUGCAGCUAAGGCUUAUAAGCAGGGUGACCGACCAGAUCUUGCAAUCGAUGCUCUCGGACAGACAGUCACAUACUUAACGAAGUCAGGCCGUUUCCGACAGGCUGCCGACCGGGAGAAGGACAUUGCUCAAAUUCACCUCCAACGGGGUGAUCUUGCACGCGCAUGCCAAAGCUAUGAGCGCGCAGGAGAAUGGUACCAGCAAGAAGAUGCUAAUGCAAUGGCCAACGGCUGCUUCAAAGAUGCUGCCGAUUUGCAUGCACAGAUCGACGAAUUCGCUCAAGCCAUCGCUCGCUACGAGCAGGUAGCAGAUCAAUCACUGCAAUCCAACUUGACAAAGUAUAGCGUCAAGGAAUAUUGGCUGCGCUCAGGCCUGUGCGCACUCGCUAACAUGGAUUCGGUGACCGCAAAGCGCAACUUGGACAGAUACGAAUCAUUGGACCCGGGCUUCUCGACAAGAUUGGAAGGGAAGUUCUUAAGAAAGCUAAUAGAGGCCGUCGAAUCUGCCGAUGUGCAAGCUUUUUCAACGGCCUGUAAGGAUUAUGAUGAGGUCAUGAAGCUGGAUGCGUGGAAGACGGCGAUUCUGCUCAAGGUCAAGAAGACCAUAGAUGAGGAGCCUGGUCUUACGUAGAUACGGAUUUAAUACAAGAGAAGCUUUUUUUAUGACGAAUGAACAUUCGUCACACUGUGUGG